AUGUUCUCUGUUUCCAGCGAAAGAAACAAAUACAGACUUGGCCUUGGGAUAUAUACCGGUGAGUGCUCAUAAUCUGUGGAUUGGUCUAUUUUAGACAGAGUUGUUCUAAAAGACGCAACCGAAUUCGAGCGAUUCUGCAUGGGUCUACCUCAAUUCAUUUUACCCAUCAGAGACUGGAAAACGCCGUGAAAGAAUCAAUUUCUAUUCACUACAAUUUUUUUCUUUCUGAUCGUUCCCAAACUUCUUCCUGCAAGUUUUGAUCCUAUAGCCUCCCUUUGCUAAUUACAUGUGGUUCCGUCUCAUCCUAUCAUCAGAGAAUGAAAAAUGCUGAAAGGAUCAAUUUCUAUCCAUUGCAAUUUCUAUAGCCUUCCUUUGCUAAUAAUAUGUGAUUCCGUCUCAGCUGGAACUGCUGGUGAUUCUUUGAGCUAUCAUCGAAACAUGGCAUUCUCCACUAAAGAUCGCGACAAUGACAAUGCGAACUCGUUCAACUGCGCCGCAUCCUAUAAAAGUGCUUGGUGGUACAACAACUGUCUCCGUGCCAACUUAAACGGCUACUAUUACCACGGUUCGCAAGUCAAGUCUGGCUAUCGUGGUAUCAACUGGGGUAAAUGGAAGGGUGCUUAUUACUCAGCUAAGAGAGCUGAAAUGAAGAUCAGGCCCGUGGACUUUUAAGAUAGAAACAUACACAUACAAGGAAUACACUACAUCAGCUAUAGUUUAUCGGCUUCUCUGCAUAGUCGAGAAACACGGAAUAAAAAAAGCAAUGUAAAUAUGCUUUAAUAUUUAAAUGGGUCUGACACAAAGUUAUGGGUUUAAUAAAAGAAAAGAAGGGAGAGAAAGACGUUCAGUUCAUUUUCGUGUAUCACUAUUUGUUUUACGAUCGAAAGCUUGAAACUGACAAAAUUUAUUUGCAGCUUUAGCGAUAUCCAAUUAAAUGUCAGUAGUGAUCAUAUUUAUCUGGGAUUUAAUCGAUUUUGGCACAAAUUUAUAUAAAAAAAUAAUGAUACACGAAAGUAAGUAUAUUUUUUUACGAUCGAAAGCUUGAAACUGACAAAAUUUCUUUGCAACUUUAGCGAUAUCCAAAUUAAUUUUCAGUAGUGCUCAUGUUUAUCUGGGAUUACAUCGAAUGCGGCAGGAAUUUCUAUGUUCUGUGAUUGUUCUGGAACAUGUGUCUUAAAAGAGUCCUCAGCAGUUUUUCUUGUCUUAUUCUUUUUAAUAUUUAUAUCGUCCUUCUGUUUUGCUAUUACAUCAGACAAGAUAUUUACCCUGUAACUUAUCUGACAUAAACAAGGAAAUGGUGAUUCCUUUUCCAUCGUCCCCUUCCCGAAAAGUUUUCAGUUUUACCUGAUAGAUCUUCAGUAAUGGCGUUGCCGGUGAUAUCUUGGAUCUCUGAUCCAAGCUCAGGGGGAAAAUCAUCUUUAAUUACCUUACCUGAGUAGGACGAUAAUAGGCCUUUUCUUUCACGGCUCUGUUAAAAGCAAGAGCUUAAAGACCAAAAAGAUCUUACAUAAUUUAUUAGAAUUUAUAAAAGAAUCAGAAGAGCAAAAAUAAAUGAUAGUGUUUUCAACGAAAAUACAAUACAUACAAAACCUCUGGCUUGGGACUGUAUUGGGACCUUGACCUGCGAGCUUAGCCCUGUUGAUUUGUUCUAAAAAAGGCAUAGCAAUGGAGCUAAUCUGACUGAAGUUUGAAGUUCUUGACCUCUAUUGCCAUUUAUGCUUAACCCAAACGUCCGUAGGAACACUCAAGACUAAAAAGCAAGCCGUUCGUUUAUUACUUCCUUCUUAUUAUGUCGCCAAAUCAACAUCGUCUCUCCAGACGUCCGAAGUGGAGGCGCGGAAAACUGGGAAUGAGAAUUUCGAGCCUCUUUCAAUAGGUUUGGCUCUGUCCCCAAUAUCGUGCUAUUGAAUUCUGCUCAGAUAUCUUGGGGGCAGUGUAAGGACCGAAAUGUUUAGCCUGAUUACAUGGAGUUAUCAACAUAAUUCGAAAUGACUUCUGUCCCAAUAGCUUAAAUGAUCUAGCUGGUUUUUCCCUCUUUUCACUUGAUCCUUGAUUAAAAUACAUCUGUAUAGACCAGUUACAAACAAAGAGGAGACGUGCGCAAGAAUGCUCAGUUGGAGAGAAAAGGGCUUUAAAGUCUUAAAAUUGACGAUGACAACAACCCCAACGAUCAAUAUGGAAUUUUUUUUGUAGGACCGUAAACUGAAAUCACCCAGGUGGUUUUUCCUUCUUUUUGCUCCAUUCUCAAUCAAAGGACACCUUUUAGUCUUUGCAAACGAAGAGCAACUGGAAAGAAACGGGUUUCAAAGUCUUGAAAUUGAUGAUGACAAUAGUCCAAAACAUAUUUAUAGAAAUAUUUUGUCGCACCGCGUGAGUGAUUUAAAUUCUUGUUUCUGAAGUUGAUUUUCGCGUAUCUACGUAGCUGCCACAUAUUUGCCAGCUGGUUUAACAUGUUUUCAGGGAGGUUUUAAACAUUUCAAUUGAUUUGACCUUUAAAACAUACCAUUAUACGACUCAAAUCCGGUAAUAAUUGUAAACGAUUUGUAACCAGUUUUGGUAAAUUUUAAAUUGUUUCAUGACCGCACCUUUAUCAUACCCUCAGUAACAGUUGUUUUGAUAUGUCAGAAAUAAUCACUGCUUCGGCUUGUACUAUUGUACAAGGGGUCGUAAAUGUUGGUUUGAACUGCUCGUGGUGUUGCGUUUGUGUAACCUGCGGCGUAGCACACGUUUUUUUCUUUGUUUGUUUUUUAUUCCUGUUGCGGCUUCGCAAUUUGCCCAGGUGCUCCCCGGCUACGCUCACUAGUUAUUAAGACCUCUCACGUAAAAUUGCUAACUUAUUUCACCGAAAAUCCCCAAAGAAACUCGAGUUAACGCUUCAAUAGUGUCUAGCUUAUCUUUGACAGGCAAUUCAGCUCUCUGUGUCCAUGGAAUCCUGUGUUCAACCUAGACCGGAAGUUUGCCUUGGCGUGUUCAAUGCCCAAGUCGAGAGGGAAUGGAAAGGAGGCUUAAAACCUCUCGCUUGGGUGCGAGCCGCUGUUGAUGCUAGGAUAAGACGCUUUACAAACACUCUUAGUCCUCUUUGUAAAUGUUACACCUCACUAUACAUUCUAGACCUUCCUAUCAUGUUUAUCAUUUUUAUUUGCACAAAUUAUCUUACUUCGAACUUGCAAGUUUUUUAGAAUCCGUUAGAAGUUAAAAAAAACUGCGACGAUUUACCCGUUUGAGGUUCUUUAGACAAACAGACGUGUAGUUGCAUCUCAUUAAGCGCAUGUGCAAGAUUUCAAUUUUUUGCGAACAUUGCGUCAUGAAGCUGCCGUGGAUUAAAACUGGAUUGAUUCUCGAAGGCUGGGGAAAAUUGUAAUAACAAAACAUUUUAGGGAGAAAAAUAUUUUGAAGUGUGCAAAACACAAAACUAACAUUUUUAAAUAAACUCACUCAACCAUAGAUAACCAACUCAGCCUGAAGCAAAAGUGGAAGUUGGUAUGAAAGACGAAACAAAAGCAGUGCUUGUCUAUGACAGUCACUCAAACACGAAAAAUCUACCUGCUUGUAUACUGACGUGGUCAAAAGAACGUAUUUAUAACGAUUUCCUAUAAGUUGAGCAAAUUAUAUUUCUACAACAGCUGGGACGUAAGUUUUCUCGGUCGAGGAUGAAUUUUUUCAAUAUCAUAUUUUGUCUGCUCUGUUGCAGCUCGAUCUUUCAAACACUGAGCGGGGUAAACAGCACAUCAAAACAAGUCACAUCCAACAAAACUCCCGAUACUUCGACAUCAAGCAAGUGCCUCAACGUUCACUUCAACAAUUACUACUCUGGGCCAGCAAAUAAGGACAUCAAGGUACAUCUUCUCAAAAUAGAGAAUCAACUCGCAGAUUUAGAGAAGAAAAUCGAUGCUUUGACGGAAAACAAAACAACUCCGCCAGGUGAGUUUUUGUCAAUUUUGUAUAUACGUCUUACAACUCAUCCAUGCUGCAAUAUUAUCAUGCUAACUAUAGUUGUUGAUGUCUCUCGACAGCUAUGAAAAACUGUGCUGAGCUGUACAAAUCCGGCGAAAGAAUUACAGGAGUUUACACAAUCGAUCCCGAUGGUUUGGGUGCGUUUGAUGUGUUUUGCGACCAAAAAUCUGUAGGUGGGGGGUGGACAGUAUUCCAGAAGAGACUCGAUGGCUCCGUUGAUUUCAACAAUCGCGGCUGGGCGGACUUCAGACGUGGAUUCGGAAACUUAAAUGGUGAGUUUUGGCUCGGAUUGGACUAG
Pocillopora meandrina is the source of this 4252-nucleotide messenger RNA. The record is from the annotation of a GenBank genome assembly. Lineage: Eukaryota; Metazoa; Cnidaria; Anthozoa; Scleractinia; Pocilloporidae.